AUGUUUUAUUGCAUUCAACAUUGUCGUCUUUGUAAGUUGUUCUUUUUACAGUCCUCUAGUGAUGCUAAGAUUGCCGGUAUUGUUAUGGCCGGUUUUGGAAUAUUCCUUUUGGUUGAAUCAAGAUUGUUUGGAUUCUCCGGUGCGUCUACUUUAAUCCCCGUCUUAAUCACUAUUGUCGGACUAAUUGUGCUAGCCGUCGGAGUUUUGGGGAUCUGUGGGGCUAUAAAAAUGAGUCGUGGUAUACUCAUCGCGUUCGCCGUUGCAAUGGGCAUAAUCAUUUUGGCAGAAAUAGUUGUCGGUAGUCUGCUCUUUGUCUACAAAUCCAAGUUUAAAGAGGGACUCGCCAAGUACUUCGGAGAUGCUAUUCGAAGCAUUGGAAAAUCCAAAAAUACAAGUACAGAGUUUCUCUUGAGGAAAACGCAAGAUGCUUUUAAGUGUUGUGGAGCAAAAGGAUCAGAUGACUGGCCUUAUCCAUGUCGAAGUUGCUGUAAACUACCUAUUCAACGAUGCGCACACUAUAACCGCGAGGGCUGCGUCGAUGUAAUUUAUGCAUGGAUAAGUAAAAAUUUACUUGCUUUCGGCGCUGUGAUUGCCAUUCUCGCUCUACUUGAAAUCGGAGCAAUUGUAGCAGCUAUUUUCCUUAUCAAGCAGUUGUAA
Rodentolepis nana is the source of this 657-nucleotide messenger RNA. The record is from the annotation of a GenBank genome assembly. NCBI's taxonomy places the organism in Eukaryota, Metazoa, Platyhelminthes, Cestoda, Cyclophyllidea, Hymenolepididae.